AUGUCGGUGAGUCCCCGCCCCCCCCCCCCUCGCUCCCCGGGCUUCCUCCCUCGCCCCGGAUCUCGAAUUCCUUACGGUUUCGCCCCCUGCCCAUCGCAGAUCUUCGAAUACAACGGGUCCGCCGUGGUGGCGAUGGUGGGGAAGAACUGCUUCGCGAUCGCCAGCGACCGGCGGCUGGGCGUGCAGCUUCAGACCAUCGCGACCGACUUCCAGCGGGUGUUCAAGAUCCACGACAAGCUCUACAUCGGCCUCUCGGGGCUCGCCACCGACGCCCAGACGCUGUACCAGCGGUUGGUGUUCAGGCACAAGCUGUAUCAGCUGCGGGAGGAGAGGGAUAUGAAGCCUGAGACCUUCGCCAGCCUUGUCUCUGCGCUCCUCUACGAGAAGAGAUUCGGGCCAUAUUUCUGCCAGCCAGUCAUUGCUGGACUUGGAGAUGACGACGUACCAUUUAUUUGUACCAUGGACUUCAUCGGUGCAAAGGAACUGGCCAAGGAUUUUGUUGUUUCUGGGACAGCAUCAGAAUCUUUGUAUGGUGCUUGUGAAUCCAUGUACAAGCCAAAUAUGGAACCUGAUGAACUCUUCGAGACUAUAUCCCAAGCUCUGAGUUCAUCAGUAGACCGUGACUGCCUUAGCGGGUGGGGUGGCUAUGUUCUGAUUGUGACACCGACUGAAGUGAGGGAGCAUGUGAUUAAGACCAGGAUGGACUAA
Molecule: messenger RNA, 708 nt
Organism: Miscanthus lutarioriparius
Lineage: Eukaryota; Viridiplantae; Streptophyta; Magnoliopsida; Poales; Poaceae
Source: the annotation of a GenBank genome assembly